Messenger RNA from Spodoptera litura, 4367 nucleotides. It is a transcript of the gene TAF1B, whose product is annotated as TATA box-binding protein-associated factor RNA polymerase I subunit B. The record is from RefSeq and is a predicted model, not a curated record. Gene Ontology annotation, cellular component: RNA polymerase transcription factor SL1 complex; RNA polymerase I core factor complex. Lineage: Eukaryota; Metazoa; Arthropoda; Insecta; Lepidoptera; Noctuidae. Gene Ontology annotation, biological process: RNA polymerase I preinitiation complex assembly; nucleolar large rRNA transcription by RNA polymerase I. Gene Ontology annotation, molecular function: RNA polymerase I core promoter sequence-specific DNA binding.
AACAAAGUAUCAAGGAGAGUGUAAUGGCCAGCACUCCGUUGUCAAUAGACUAAUCUUUUACUGUAAGAUUACUUAAAUCUCAAUAUAUUUUCUAUUGCAUUGUGUCUCUAACUUAACCUUAAAGUUAGUCCAUAUGAUAUUAUUUUCAAUUGUUUACAUUGACAACUGUCAAUAAACCGAUAUUUAUACAAGAUUGUACAUCUCUACUAAUCUCUAGUGAUAAGGCGGGAGAUGAGAUAAAUAAUAAAAACAAUUACAAAAUCACAUGGUAAAUUGGUAAUUCAUUUAAUAAGUUUGUUAUAUUUUUAACGUUUGAAAUGGCUUCUGAGCCCUGUGAAGUGUGUGGUGGUACAGAUCUGAAAUUAAUUGAUGGAUUCUAUUAUUGUGUGGAAUGCGAUACACAAAACACAAAUGUAAGAGAAACUGUGAUUGAUCACAAAUCUUUGGGAGAUGGCACAUUUGCACUAUCAACACGAAGAAAGAUUAUUAAAAUACACGAUACCAAGAUUGAAAUGAGUCCAGAAUGGUACAAAUGGCAUGCAUAUAACUUCAUAAUAUUAGGGCUGGCCGACGAGCUGGUGGCUGCUGGAGCGAAACCUUCGUUCAAAUUAAAACUGCUUUGGAUUUGGACGAGAUAUGUUAAGAAAUAUCAGAAUAAAGAAGAUAUAGGAUUAGCAAAAACAUCACAAGAAGGAAAUGAUCACAUAAACCUAACAAGUGUUAUGUUUGAAGAAAAUAGUAACAACACAGAUGAAGAUGAUAAUGAAGGAGAAAACGAAGAAGUAAAUGAAGAAGGUAAACCAGUAAAAUCAAAACUCUUAAACAACAUUGUGGACGGAUCUCGGAGAGAUAUAAGAUUCUUGUCAAAAGGAGUUAUUCUAGCCAUGUUAUACUUAGCACUGAACUUAGACGAGAGCGACAUACAACUGUCUCAUUUAUACAGGUUCAUCAAAGAGAAACAUUUAAAUUUCUCCAACAUACAAAGGUUUGUGCCCGACGAUAUUCAUGUGAAAACCUUGGAAAAACUCUGGACUAACUUCAUACACAGUAAAAUUGUUAAUGUGCAUUUCUUACGAGCAUUAACUAUGUCUUUACUGCGGAAACUAGAUCUCGGAAGACCAAAGGUUCCCAAUCUGAGAAAGAUUAUUGAUAAUAUCUUACUGGAACUUUGCCUCCCUAAUGAUUUAAAGCCACUGAUAUACUCCUUGAUGCGUCUUCAUCAAUGCGAGUUCCUUGAUGUCAGCGACAAGUCUAAGGAACGCCUUUGCAGUGUGCCUGAUUAUGAAGGUGUGGUGAUGUCCUACGUUCUAGUUGCAAUAAAACUGUGCUUCGGUCUAGAUGGGGAUUAUGAGGAAAGACUAUCAGAUGCAGUUGAUAAAAUUAAUAUAGACAGAGACCUACAAAAGUCACACAGGAACGGUAAGUAUUCUGAACCAAGUAAAAGAUUAUUUUCAUUUAGAGAAUGGUGUAAUUAUUUACAAUUUAGGAAGAUUACUCUAAGCAAAUGUUGUCUGUAUAUGGCAGAGCAGUAUUGUUUAGACAUUGAUGAUCAAGUCUACAUUGAACACUCAAAUGAUAGACCACAUAAAACCAAAGAUUUACAAGACGAAACUGCAAUGGAUUUAAUUAACAAAAUACCUGAAAAUGACGAAGGUAGAGUUAUCCCAAAACAACGGUUUUCACCAUCAAUAACCCCUACUUAUGAGUAUACAGAUAUCAUAGUUGAACAUACUCAGGAUCCUGAGUUGAGGUAUCUUCUCAGUGAAGAUUUUACUCAGUAUUCUCUCAAAUAUGCCUGCGAGCAUUUAGAACUGUUAGAUGAAAACGCAGAAAACAUCAUCAAAGGAGUCAGUGAAAAUAGAAAGGUGACAAGUAAUAAAAUAAUUAUGGGUACAAUUGUUAUGAAAAGAAGUAAAACUCAAAUGGUUUAUGUUAAGAAUUGUGAAAAUAAAAACUGGAUGAAAACUAAACCUCCAACAAUAGAACAUGUACAUUGCGAAGAUGUACAAAACUCAAGUACUGACAAAGAGAGUGAUCAUGGUUAUGACUCAGAAAACCCCACAAAUGAUAAAGAAAUCGCCAAUGAAACUGAAAAUAGAGACGAUGUCACCGAUGUAAGUAUGACAGAAAGAGAGAAAGAUACUAGAGAAUUCAUAAUAACAGAAGAAGAUAAUGAAAAAAAUAUAUUCGACGAUUCAUUUGAAGAACUUGAUUUAAAGGAUGAAUUGGAACAAGCUAAUGAUGAAGAUCCAGAUCUACCCUAUGAUGAGCUACUAGCUCCAAAUAACGAAUCAAUCAACGAUGAUCGCGCGAGCAUAACUGACAUGUCUGACAAUGAGAACAUGAUACCAGUAUUUAAUCCCGAAACUUUUGAUAGCGAACAAACAAUUAAAGAAUUGGUCUUGAUGGCUUGUAAAAAAUAUAAAAUCCCUGUACCCAAUGAGUAUAAAAAUAGGGAAACUAGAAAAAGAAGGGCUGAGGUGAUUCGUGAUGAAGAUGUAAACAGAGAACCAAGAAAACGAACUAGGACAAGUGCUGCGGAAAAUAAACACAAAGUGGCUGAACUUGUCACUGGAUACUACGAACAUCAUCGCUUAGAUUUAUUCAAUAAAUUGCAAAACGAAGUUAGCAUGGCUGUUCGAAACAGUUCAAUUAUUAGUGGAUUGGAGCCAAAUCCAAACGAAACUGCAAAUUUCAUGAAUGCAAAUAUGACUCAACCUGCAUUACUAAACACUACAAAUGUUGCUGCAUUGUCGGCAACAACAUCUAUGAUUACAGAAAAUUUAGAAAACCAAUCAACUGUUAACCCUCAAACAAGUUUGCUACAAACAGAAACUGACAAAGAACAGAAUGCAGAUAAAACUGAUGUAAUUGAAGAAGUAAUAGACGAACAUACGGAGAAAAAACUAUUCGAAGACGAAGAAGAAAUUAACAUAAAUGAACUAUUACCAAAAGUUGAUCCAAAAUUUGACGACAAAAAGUAUGAUACAGAACAACUUUAUCUUAAAAUGAAGAUCGAAGAAGAAAAAGAAGAAGACAUAGACAGUUUACUAGAAGAUCCCAAAGUUGAUGAAAUACUUAAUAAAAAACUGGAAGAAGGUAAAACUGGUUUCUUUUCGAUCAGAAAACCUGAAGAGAUCAAGAUUAUUGAAACCAAGUAUGAAAGUGAUUCCGACGAUGACAUACCAUUGAAGACGUUACAAGAAGAAAAGAAAAUGAUAGAGGCCAAGAUUGCUUGGGAAGAAGACCUGGAACCUUUGAUAAAUAAAGAGAAUUUUACAGAGUAUAAAUAUUGGUUCAGGCAUUAUAACGCGGACUUUAUGGUGCGGUCUAAAGACUGGCAUAAAAAGUUCGAUGAAGAAUUGAAAGAGAAUACACCAAGCAGUUUCUAUUUUGUUAUAAAAGAAUGUGCUGCUGUUAUAAAUUCGACUCCUUUUAAUAUUUAUAGGCACAUGCAGAAUCUGGAAAAGUUCAUUAGUGCGAAAGCGAAAUUAUUAGAUUAGCAUUAAAUAGAUGAUUUAUUUAAUUUUUUUUAUCAUAUGACUUGUGAAGAAUACGAAUGGCCUUUUUGAUUGUAGAAGUGUAAAACAAAGGGUUCUCUUGAGUGUUGUAAUUUUUAUGUAGGUACUUGGGCGCUAUCUCGCCUGAUGGUAAGCGAAAUGUAAGUAUAACAGCAGUUUUAGAAUGACUGACCAGUAAAAAUAUGACGUUACCCAAAUGAAAUAUUGUAAUUUCACUUGGUAUCCUUAAAAAAUUGACAAAAAUGUGAAAUUCUAACCAAUUCAGUUUUAGUUUUAAAAGAGAACUCUAUGUGUAUUGAAAUAAGUGUUGUAUUUAUAGAAAAUAAUGGAUAAAUUCAUAUUAUUGCUGUUUAUUAUCUAGUUUUCUAGUUUGUAUUUAAACAACCUGUGAUUUCGUAAUGUGAUACUUUAAUGCAUAUUAUGACAAAAUGUUUGGAAAAUUCUCGUUACUUUUUAGAAUGUAUUAGUUACGGAUCGUUAUUUUUAUGGUUUAAGAGGGCUUAGUCCGUUUGUUGUAUUUCUCAUGUACGCACGCCAUAUUAUAACAGUAAGGCAUUUGUUUAUAAAUGUAGGUAUACCUUAAUAACGUAAAUGUUAGCUGUUACUGUGUUGGAACUGAACACUACGAUGUACUGUGGCCUGUAGCUAUAUUCUGUUUGUCCAAGGCAUGUAUGAAAUCCUACCUUGCCUAUAGACAGUCAAUUUCUGUCAGCAAAAUGUACAGUAAUUGGACAAAUAGGACCUUGCACUACAUUGGCACCAUUUGUAGGGCAAUUUGUAAAUUUAUUUAUUUUAUUUUUUAUUUAUUUAUUAAACUUUAUUGCACAUACAGUGAAAUUGGCGGAC